This is a messenger RNA of Drosophila guanche, 519 nucleotides long. RefSeq names its product histone H3. Bases 50 to 460 code for a protein of 136 amino acids. Lineage: Eukaryota; Metazoa; Arthropoda; Insecta; Diptera; Drosophilidae. Gene Ontology annotation, cellular component: nucleosome. The record is from RefSeq and is a predicted model, not a curated record. Gene Ontology annotation, molecular function: protein heterodimerization activity; structural constituent of chromatin; DNA binding. The transcript has a single exon.
GAUCGCUUAUUGUAAAUUCGAAUUUCAAACGUUGAAGUGAAAAUUGAAGAUGGCCCGUACCAAGCAGACUGCUCGUAAAUCCACUGGUGGCAAGGCGCCACGCAAACAACUGGCUACUAAGGCUGCACGUAAAAGUGCUCCAGCAACCGGUGGCGUGAAGAAACCUCAUCGUUAUCGCCCUGGCACUGUUGCCCUGCGUGAAAUCCGUCGUUACCAGAAGAGUACCGAGCUGCUGAUCCGCAAACUGCCUUUCCAGCGGUUGGUUCGUGAAAUCGCUCAAGAUUUCAAAACCGACUUGCGUUUCCAGAGCUCGGCAGUAAUGGCACUGCAGGAAGCUAGCGAAGCCUAUCUGGUCGGUCUCUUCGAAGAUACCAACUUGUGUGCCAUCCAUGCCAAGCGUGUCACAAUCAUGCCCAAGGACAUUCAACUGGCCAGACGUAUUCGUGGCGAGCGUGCUUAAGUUGAUAUUUCUUCGACAAGCGCAUAGCAAUUGUAUUCAAAUCGGUCCUUUUCAGGACC